GGCGUCACUUUAGCAUUACGCUGCCCUGAACGUUGUGUUCAGCCCAGGCAUGCCAACCAUGUAUCGGUUUUGUGCGGUAGUGUUACUUUUUCUAUCAUUUUUAUUUGAAUCGGCAGGUUCAAUUUCUUUUUAUUUACCCGUUAAUUCCCGAAAAUGUUUGCGGGAAGAGAUCCACAAAGACGUCCUUGUCACUGGGGAAUACGAAGUCGGCGAGCAGCCUAAUACGAAGACCAAUCUUAAGAUUACAGACUCCUCUGGCCACAUCUUGUACUCAAAAGAAGAUGCUUCGAAGGGGAAGUUUGCCUUCACCACAGAGGAUUAUGACAUGUUUGAAGUCUGCUUUGAGAGCAAGUUUCCAAUGGGAACUGGACGGGUUCCCGACCAGCUGGUCAAUUUGGACAUGAAGCACGGUGUGGAGGCUAAGAACUAUGAGGAGAUUGCCAAGGUUGAGAAGCUGAAGCCCCUGGAGGUGGAGCUGCGGAGGCUUGAAGACCUUUCCGAGUCCAUUGUCAACGAUUUCGCCUACAUGAAGAAGCGUGAAGAGGAGAUGAGGGACACGAAUGAGUCCACAAACACUCGUGUCCUGUACUUCAGCAUCUUCUCCAUGUGCUGUCUGAUUGGACUGGCCACCUGGCAGGUCUUCUACCUGCGCCGCUUCUUCAAAGCAAAGAAGCUCAUUGAGUAAGACUGCUGGCUUCAGCCAGGGAACAUGUCAGGGGCUUACCACCCGGUUCCUGUUCCACCACCACCACAUUCAGUUGACGGGUCAAAAGGGGACUGGUUCAGGUUUUUUUUUUGUGGAUGUUUGAACGACGUAAUGUAGUUUUUCUGAGGAAGGUUACACUUUUACCACUGAAAUACUUUUUUUUCCCUCCCACCCCCUCUCUUCAGUCAGUCUCACAAAUGAUUGGUGUCUGUUUAGUUUAAUGGUGAAUUUUGUUUUUGUAAAUAGACUUUAUAAUGGAGAUGAUUUCCGCCCCCCACCCCCCCCCCCCAACGCUGUAUAAGAAAGCAGUUAUGCUUCUUCCUCCAUCAUUCUGUUGACUUUUCAGUUCCAUUCCUUCUUUAAAGUGUUUCAUAAAAUACCUGAAAACCUGUAAUAAAACUUGGAAUGUUGUCAUUCAAAUCAAAGAACUAUGAGAUUUACAAAUGGGUCUGUAAGAUUCUCUUUAGAAUUGUAUAAGAAAUGUGUAAAUCUAUAGAUUACAUUUUUGUGUAAAAUGCAGCCUUUUGUUAUUUUAGCUGUGUUAAUAUAAGACCUUAUAUAUAUAUCGGUUAAAAAAGAGCUGUGCACAUACUUUGCCCCCUCAGUAUUGGUACAUUUGGUCUUUUGUUCUGCUGUGUUCAAACUGGGAUCUAGCCUGAAUCAAACCCAGGACUGUGCAUUUCAUGGCAGUCAAGCUCUAGAAAGCGGUGUUCAAAUUAUUAUUAUUAUUAUUUUUUUUGGGGGGGGGGGGGGGGGUAAAGUUUAAUAGUACUGAGUUUGAAUUAUGAACAUUCUCAUGAAGAGGACUUUUGGAGGACUUAUUUCAUUUGAAUAUAUUUUAACAAAUCAUGGGGAUAUUAAUAUAUGGUAGGCCUGAAGUGAUUUAUGUUCAUUAAGAUGUUUCUUUGCCAAUUGUUUUCAAUUAGUCCCCUCAAUACACACCUUCCAGCUACAGCUCUGUCAGCUGUGUGUUCUUUAAUCAUUUGUGUUUUAAACAUGCUGUAGUGAACCGUUAAACUUCAUUUAUUUUGACAAUUUUUACUAGAUGUCAUAGUGGUUUGGUUUUCUUUAAAGCUUGCUCAGCUUUCAUGUUCAUAAUACAUAAAAGCUUUUUUAUCUGGAAUUUGAAUAAAAAGGGUUUUGUGAAAGGUA
This is a messenger RNA of Anguilla rostrata (American eel), 1858 nucleotides long. Its product is annotated as transmembrane emp24 domain-containing protein 10-like. The transcript has 5 exons. Gene Ontology annotation, cellular component: endoplasmic reticulum-Golgi intermediate compartment; COPII-coated ER to Golgi transport vesicle; endoplasmic reticulum. Lineage: Eukaryota; Metazoa; Chordata; Actinopteri; Anguilliformes; Anguillidae. The record is from RefSeq and is a predicted model, not a curated record. Gene Ontology annotation, biological process: intracellular protein transport; Golgi organization; endoplasmic reticulum to Golgi vesicle-mediated transport. The coding region runs from base 50 to 685 and encodes 211 amino acids.